GAUCUUUGCCUGAGCCUGUUGUCAACGGAGACAUGGAAAAGACGGUGAAUGGAAAUGGAAAACUGGCCAAAGAGGUGGAGCAGGACUCUAAGCUGUCAAUCAGCCCAUCUCCAAGCAACACCUCCUCCAACGCCUCACUCACAACACCGUCCACAGAGUUGCCUGAGCCAGUGAUCAUGGGCGCCAUCCCGGGUCUGAACCUGUCCCUGCAGCAGGUCAAGGAGCGUGCUCACCAGAAACGCUCCAACAAGAGGGCCCCGCCCAUGGACUGGAGCAAGAAAAAUGAACUGUUCAGCAACCUGUAGAUAGAGCACCUCGCCCUGCACACAGCCACAUACAGUAGAUACUCACAGAGAGGUCAGUGAAGGAGAGAGAGACGGAGAGAGAGGGGUUGUUCUAAGCCCCAUGUUUUCUAUGACUCAUUAAAACCAGCAGUUUAACUAUUGGUGAGGGAGAAUACAGGUAUAUGUAUGUAAAAUAUAUACACAGAUAUUUGUAUUAUAUUCCAGAUGCUAUAAAUGAUGUGCUACCAAUAUCUAGACGAAUAUGCCAAUGUUGGAAAGGAAACAGCUACAUCAGAUCAGAAUCUUUGUAUUGUGAUU
Messenger RNA from Salvelinus sp. IW2-2015, 602 nucleotides. RefSeq names its product Na(+)/H(+) exchange regulatory cofactor NHE-RF1. NCBI's taxonomy places the organism in Eukaryota, Metazoa, Chordata, Actinopteri, Salmoniformes, Salmonidae. The record is from RefSeq and is a predicted model, not a curated record.